Molecule: messenger RNA, 2081 nt
Organism: Triplophysa dalaica
Lineage: Eukaryota; Metazoa; Chordata; Actinopteri; Cypriniformes; Nemacheilidae
Gene: farsb
Product: phenylalanyl-tRNA synthetase subunit beta
Exons: 17
Coding region: 35-1807 (590 amino acids)
Biological process (GO): phenylalanyl-tRNA aminoacylation
Cellular component (GO): phenylalanine-tRNA ligase complex; cytoplasm
Molecular function (GO): RNA binding; ATP binding; magnesium ion binding
Source: RefSeq, a predicted model, not a curated record
UCGGGUCUUCGGGACGGGGCGAUCAGCUGCGACCAUGCCGACUGUCAGCGUGAAGAGAGAUCUGCUCUUUGAAGCCCUGGGGAAAACAUACACCGAUGAAGAGUUUGAUGAACUAUGUUUCGAGUUUGGACUCGAGCUGGACGAGAUCACGUCAGAGAAGGAUAUCAUAAGCCGAGAACAGGGCGAUCAGAAGGCAGAGGGAGCGUCUGAUGUUGUUCUGUAUAAGAUCGACGUACCAGCCAACCGCUAUGAUCUGCUGUGUCUGGAGGGUCUGGUCAGGGGUCUGCAGGUCUUCAAAGAGAAGAUUGAAGCUCCCCGGUACAGGCGAGUUAGUCCCGCCAAUGGGGGAGAGCCUCAGCGUCUGGUCAUAACGGAGGAGACGGCAUCUGUGAGGCCACACGCGGUAGCAGCUGUCCUGCGCAACAUCACGUUCAAUCAGGAGCGAUACGAGAGCUUCAUAGAGCUGCAGGAGAAACUUCACCAGAACAUCUGCAGGAAGAGAACUCUGGUUGCCAUAGGAACACAUGAUUUGGAUACCAUCUCCGGUCCAUUCACCUACACCGCCAAACCGCCCGGAGAGAUCCGCUUCAAACCGCUCAAUCAGAGCAAAGAGUACACCGCCACAGAACUCAUGAGUUUCUAUAAGACCGACAGUCAUUUGAGACACUACCUGCACAUCAUAGAGAACGAGCCUCUGUAUCCCAUCAUAUACGACAGCAACGGAAUCGUCCUAUCAAUGCCUCCCAUUAUUAACGGAGACCACAGCAAGAUUUCAUUAAACACGAAGAACAUUUUUAUUGAGUGCACAGCUAUGGACCUAACAAAGGCAAAGAUUGUGCUGGAUAUGGUAGUGACCAUGUUUAGUGAGUACUGUGAGGAGCCGUUCACGGUGGAGGAAGCAGAGGUUGUUUGUCCAGAUGGAAGAUCAUGUUUGUAUCCUGAGCUGGCUUACAGGACAGAGACGCUCUCUGCAGACUUCAUCAACAAACAAGUCGGGAUCAACGAGUCAGCUGAAAGUGUAGCUCAGCUCCUGACCAAGAUGUGUUUGAGGUCAGAGGUCAGCGGUGAGGACGAUCGGAUCCAGGUUGAGAUCCCACCCACACGCUCUGAUGUCAUCCACGCCUGUGACAUAAUGGAGGACGCUGCCAUUUCUUAUGGCUUUAACAACAUUGUCAGGACCACGCCCCGUACUUACACAGUAGCCAAUCAGCUCCCUCUGAAUAAAUUGACAGAGUUAUUAAGACAAGACCUUGCAGCUGCUGGAUUUACCGAAGCUUUAACGUUCGCUUUGUGUUCAGAAGAAGAUAUUGCUGAUAAACUUGGGAAAAACAUUGCAGAAACGCGAGCAGUUCACAUCUCAAACCCAAAGACUGCAGAGUUUCAGGUGGCACGCACAACCCUUCUGGCGGGUCUCUUGAAAACGGUCGCUGCCAACAGGAAGAUGCCCCUUCCUCUCAAACUGUUUGAGAUUUCAGAUGUCGUCCUUAAAGACGAAACUCGAGAUGUAGGAGCACGUAACAACCGGCGACUGUCUGCCGUGUACUACAACAAAAGCCCGGGUUUCGAAGUCAUCCACGGACUUCUUGAUCGAGUCAUGCAGCUGCUGGAUGUCAAACCGGGCCGUAACCACGGAUACCACAUCCAGGCUGCAGAGGACUCUACGUUCUUCCCCGGUCGCUGUGCUGAGAUCUUUUCUUGCGGCAAAAGCAUCGGACACUUGGGGGUCCUUCACCCUGACGUCAUCAAUCGUUUUGAGCUGACCAUGCCCUGCUCUGCUAUCGAUAUCGACAUCGAGCCCUUCCUUUGAUGAUAUAAAGAGCUUUGACUGUAUGCCACGCCCCUCAACUGUAAACUGUCGUCUUGGCUCCUCCCUCAUAAACUGCUUUCACUCAUUAUUGGACGCAUGUAUCAUGGCAGGGAGUAACGUUAAUGUUACAACGGCAUGGUUGAGUCAAACAUGUUGUUCAGAAAAUAAAAUCUUUUGUCUAUGGCUAGUACAUGUUAUUAAGCUAUUGAACAUUACGAGUGUAUGUUUGAGCCAGCACGACUUAGAAAUAAAUAAAUGUGGAUUUAAAAGUCAA